AUGCACAGGUUUAAGCGGUCCAAGGUUGUAGGGAAUGGACAGCUUGGACUGCAUAACAUGGGGAACACGUGUCUCCUGAAUGCCAUUGUACAGUGUUUUUCCCACACUCAGAGUCUGAGAGACCCCCACAGCUAGCAGGAUGCUCAGGCGUUUCCGUGGUUUCUUCUAGACCGUCUGCAUGUGGAAUUGAACCGCCAGACCUCUCAGCGUGUCACUGUUACUUGUGCUUGUGAGCACAAACUGUUCUCAGGUCAGCUGUGUUUCCCCCUUCUCUACUCUGUCUUCUCACACCGCUCAGACACCUUCCACGUGUUAUGCGAGCUGUUGCUGCUGAUCCCCCCAAAGAUGACUCACAUGGCUGACCAUGGGAUCUCCGUGACACUGGCGGAGUGUUUGGAGUUAUUCUGACAAGAGGAGAAACUCUACAAGCAGAAUUCCUCCAUUUGCCCAGUGCUGUAUGGUCUUUAUGUUUUAUGCAACCGUUCGGGCAGUGUGAACAUGGGCCACUAGAUGGCUGCCUGCGCUAAAGACGAGCGAUGUUCUUGCUACGAUGACUCAUGUUGGGUAGGUGCUACCCAAAUGUCUGAGGACCUGAUUCAGUCCAGACAGGCAUAUAUGCCCUUCUGCUGGCUUCAAAACAGCACUGCCUCCAAGAUAUGAGACCAUGUCAGCAUAGGAACAUGGGUUUUCUUUGCUUAUCAAGAGACAUUUGUUGCACAACAAAACAAAGUCACAAGACUACCGUUGUUCUUACAGUGUACGGUCCACUGUUUGGCACUGUCAGAAAAUAAGUGGAUCAUGUGUAGA
Electrophorus electricus (electric eel) is the source of this 807-nucleotide messenger RNA. The record is from RefSeq and is a predicted model, not a curated record. Lineage: Eukaryota; Metazoa; Chordata; Actinopteri; Gymnotiformes; Gymnotidae.